AAAAGCUGCACCCUUCCACCUGUUCCCCCCCACCCUCAGCGCGAGCCUUUAACAGGCUUGUCAAACUCGAGGCCUGCGAGCCGGAUGCAUCACGUGCUGGCCACGCCCACAUCCAGUUUAGCACUGGGGGGAAAAGUUUUGAUACCUCAGGUGACACUGCCGGGACGACGACGUGAGGAUUGUAAACAUGACCGAUCAAGAACAGCGAAUGAACUCACUGAAGAAAGAAGUGCGGUCACUAUUGACACCUAUCAAGGAAGGUCUUACCCCUUGCCAAUUAGAACAAGAAUACAAGUUUAUGAUAGGAAAAAUGCUUCCAUUGCGUAUGCUGGGUUACCAUUCUGUUAUGGAACUAGUGAAGGACAUGCCUGAUACUGUUAACAUAUCUCCACAAAGAGAUGGUACUGUUAUUCUCAAAGCAAUUGCUGAUGAAUCUACCAAAAGCAUUGCAAGCUUGGUCGCCAGACAAAAGAGCAGAUCUAAGCCACAACAUUCCAAACAUAACCCGAACUUCUCUUUGCCUUCCACCUUUUGCUCCCAAGUGCCUUUGCACCCCCAGCAUUCUCUAAAUUUGCCUCGGCAUGGGGGAGGUCCUCCUAUUCUGCCCCCUGUUAUAAAAAGUGAGCUGAAGGAAAUGCUCAGAUUUUCCCCCGUUUUGCUCUCAGAUUUUGACAAAGCCUUUACUCAACGCUUUGGGCGCAAAUUUGAAUUUGUGCGUUAUGGAUUCUUCUCAAUGUUUGAAGUGCUGAAUGCAGCUUCGGAUAUUAUCCAAAUUGUGCAAACAAGAGCAGGUUCUCUGUUGAUGUUAAAAGAACACCCUCUUACGAAGCAAGCAGAAAUGUCCGAGUGCAAAAUGGCAGUCCAGUCAUGUGAAACAGAGCAAACUUUGCCUUCUGCUGUACCAGAACCUGUGGCAGAGAUGCCUUCUCCAAUCCUGCCAAUGGAUGCUCUGUGUUCAACCGCAGACCAGAAAUCUGAUGAUUUGCAAAUACAGAUGAAACUAGUUGAAAGUCCAAAAGAGAGAACUGAGCUCAAGAAAGAAAUUAAGAUUGCCUUGGCCCAAAAAGGACCGGGAGGAAUUGUCAGCUCAGAACUUAAAAAAAAAAUUAAAAUUACGAACAAACAAAUGGUAAGAUUUCUCAGUCUGGUUUAUUAGCACAGCAGGAGGCCUCUGAAGAGCAAGAACUUCCCACUUGGGAUUCCCCGUCUGAGGAUUCUAAGAAACUGGAGACUCAGUUCAAUGUAGUAACAACGAUGUUAAUGCCGACAGUGCUAUGCAAAACUUCCUGCCCAAGUUAUUCCUGGUUGUUUAGCCUGGGUGAAGCCAAGCAAGGGUGAUUGGUCUGUCGAUGCUAUAAAGGAAUUCCGAAGACUCUGUGAGCUGAAAUUGCUGGUGGGAUUGGUAGAUGAAUAUAUAAAUGAUGUCCUUUACCUCUUCCUUUGUGAUACCAGUUCCGAUGAGGACGUCUACUUGCACAAUGUUUUGAAUUCAGAGGGUCAUGCACUCAUUUGUAGGGAGAACAUUCCUUCCAAGGGCUUCAACGAGCUAAAUCCUUUUACGCUAUACAUGAAACUGCACAGAAACCAGCCUGCUGAUUUCACAGAAGCAGACCCUUCAUUGCUUCAGGAGGAUUUUCUUGUGAACUUCCCAGGAACAAAUUCAGAGACUUGCAAUAAUGAAGAAGUUUCACAGCAUACAACAAGCCAGUCCUCAGAUCCUGAAGUACCAUACCUGGAGCCGGUGUAUUUUUGCCAAGAAAUUUGGGAUGAGAACUGGUUGCCUUCAUCAUCUUAUGAACAAAAGAAAAAUGAGGAUGCUUCUGAUAAUUUACAUCCUGAUUUUAUGGUAGUUUCUGACCAGACUUCAGGCCAUGAAAGCAACAAAAAUAAGAUCCAACACAACCAAGGUGUGAUUCAAAAGACCGGGGAUGUGUCCAGUGCCAUUGAGAUAGCAGAUGAUCCAAGUCUGGAACAUCCAAAUGAAAUUCUGAGCUUGGCGACAGAAACCAAGGUAAUUUGA
This is a messenger RNA of Thamnophis sirtalis, 2020 nucleotides long. NCBI's taxonomy places the organism in Eukaryota, Metazoa, Chordata, Lepidosauria, Squamata, Natricidae. The record is from RefSeq and is a predicted model, not a curated record.